UGAUUUUGCAUUUCCGGGAGAACUAUUUUGUUUACUAACAGUUCUCCUCUCUGUCAGCUCAGGCACACUACUCUGGAUGGCUGUGCACAGCACAACCAUCCAGAGCAGUGUGAUUACAGUGAAGCACACAGACACCGCCCCAUAGUAAAAUACUCCCUGCACACAGUUAACCCUUUGAUCACACCUCAUGUUAACCCCUUCCUGCCCAGUGCCAUUACUACAGUGCCAGUGCUUUUUUAUUAGCACUGAUCACUGUAUUGGUGUCCCUGAGGAUGUCAGUGACAUCAAGUCAGUUCCCCCCAGUGUCAAAAUGUCCGCCGCAGUCCCGUUAUAA
This is a messenger RNA of Staurois parvus, 334 nucleotides long. The record is from the annotation of a GenBank genome assembly. NCBI's taxonomy places the organism in Eukaryota, Metazoa, Chordata, Amphibia, Anura, Ranidae.